Messenger RNA from Dibothriocephalus latus, 606 nucleotides. The record is from the annotation of a GenBank genome assembly. NCBI's taxonomy places the organism in Eukaryota, Metazoa, Platyhelminthes, Cestoda, Diphyllobothriidea, Diphyllobothriidae.
AUGACUUCUCUUGAUGUCCACCUUGACGAGAAGGCUACCUCACAAAAUCCUUCCCACUCUCCUCCUCCUCCUCCUCCUCCUCCCCAACGCCCUCCCGCGUUUGUGACCGCUAUCGCCACUAUGUCCUCUAUUUUGGCAUCUACUGCCUCCACUGCCACCUCCUCCUCCAGCGGUUAUUCCACCUUUUCCGUCAGUUGCCACACUCCUCUGUCCUCUGACGGCAGCACUUUAUCCUCAGAACCCGGUUCCUCCUCUUCCUACUUUGCCGACUGUGCGUCUGCCGACAGUGAGGCCAGGUCGAAGAAGAGUUCGGCGUUGCAGCAGAAGAGUGCGCCUGAUUCCAUAACUGCAAAUUCUGUCGCUCAGCCAACUGGUCCUCCACCACAGAGUUCCAGCCGUCGACUGCCGUCUUCCCACCACACAAAAUGCUCUCUAUCUUCGAGCAACUUGCAGGCGCCCCUGACUGAAUCGGAUGAUGAAUCCGCGGACGACAGUUCCCGUCCCCACUACCGACUUCGUCAGAGGAAGCAACGCCGCGUUAUGGAUGAUGCUGAUUACACCAAUCAAGACUGUUGUCCUUUCGAUAUCACUCAAGUGCUGCGGUAA